CCGUACAUCAUGCCUCGAGACUGGCAGCAACAACCGCAGCAGGGUGAGGAUGACAAGAAAGGAGGAUACGAUGGUGGGCAGCAAUCCAAGGGCUGGGAUGAUAACUCGGGGAAGAACUGGAAGGGUGCCUCACGUGGAUGGAAUAAGGGCAGCGGCGCCAGCGGAGGUGAUUGGAAAUCCAACAACAGGCAGGACAGUUGGAAGGAUAAUGACAAGUCAUGGGAGGAUAACGACAAAUCCAAUUGGCGCGGCGGUGGCGGCGGGAAUAGAAGUAGUGGUUGGAAAUCCUCCCCUGAGGCGGAGGGGUCUAAGUCUAAAUCAUGGCAAGACUCCGGUGAUUAUGGCAACAAAUCUUGGAAAUCUCGAGAUGGGUCCAAAUGGGGUUCGUCCGAGGCAGCAGGAGGGGAUAGUCGGUGGAAGGAGGGAGAGCAGAGUAAUGGUGAGGAGCCUGAAGCCUGGAAGGAUACCAGGAAGGAGAAUUGGAGAGGAGGUGGAGGCUGGGAAGAUGAGAGGAGAGGCGCGAAGAACUGGGAGGAUGAUAGGAACAAAGACGUUGACAAUGGCACUGGGAAGGAAGACCCUUGGAAGCAACAUGACUCUGGAUAUAUAGAUGGGGACAAGGAAGAUGGACAAGAGCUCGAUUCCGGCGACUACGAUGAUGAUGUUGAUGAUGAAGAUGCUGCUAUUGCUGAUAUGGAAUACUCGGACGAUUGGACUCAAACCCUGGUUUGGGUGAGGAAUGCUGUUGCCGGUCAACUCGAGUUUACAAUUGGGGAUAUACCCGAAUUCGAUAAUUCAAUUGAUACAUCAUCACUCUGGACCUUUACUGUGUAUCGCAAUAGAGUACCGGGAUCGAGGCCGUUGAAGAUACCUGUUGUGUCUGGAGAGAUGGAGGAGCUAGUAUUCGCCCCUCGUCUGGAGGCUAAGGAUGAUGAUGACGUAUGGAAGAGGGUCACAGAUGAAGGCAAAGUCGAGAUGAUGUGCAUGGGGAAGGAUAGGAACGAUGUUCUAGUGUUGGAGCAUCCAACAGCUGAUAAUGACUAUAGGGAUCCCGAUCCUACUACUCUCCGCUCGCCAAAGGAGUUCUGGACUCUGGUUACGGACAUACCAACUCGUAAGAUGUGUGUGACCCAGGGUGACAGAGUGCUGUACUUCGACUCGUGGUCACAGCUAGACACUCCCUAUAUAUCAGCAACUUAUGCAACUAAGCAGGAUCGAGGAUCAGUCCUGUUGGGUGACUCUACUGACCGUAGUUGGGAAGGCUUCUCUGUUGGAGUUAAAUUGAGUAAUCCUGAACCACGUAGCAAUGCUGGAGACUGGGGUGGUGAGGUCGAUGCAGAGCACGGCAAGAAGAGUAACGAAACACAUGGCCAACCUCAUUGGUUCAACAUCUCACUUAAUAGGGGUAAAUUAAAUAUUUGGGUUCCCAGUGGACCGAUCGAAGAAACGGAUGAGAAGAUCCUCGUGUUUGAACACUACAGGAAAGAGUCAACAUGGAUCAUACCCGAGGCAUGGCUCCGUACUGGUAUUCCUGACGCCGAUGUCGAUGAGGCUCUGGAAUCUAAACAACCCAUCAAAUCGAUGAAUGGCUAUGUGUACGCUCAACACUUUUACGGAACUGUACAGUCUCUGCACAAGCACCAUAAUCAUGCUACUGGGGAUGAGGAUGAUGCUGAACCUAUUGUAGCUCCUCCAGAGGUGGCCGAGAAGCCUCCGAUCCAGCAGCAGAUAAUGAACACGUCCAAGUCCUUCUGGCAUGAGCGUGAAGGCAGAGAGGGACGUCUCCAGCAGCUAAGAGAGAAAUGUCAGGUCAUGAAGGACUACAACGAUAAUCUUGCCUCGCAGCUAGAGGAGGCCGAGGGAUUGUACAAGGAUCUCUUUGAGAAGGUACAGCAGAUGAAGGAAAAGAUUGGGGUCACCGAUGGCACCGAAUCAUCUAAUUGACUGAUUGGC
Messenger RNA from Perkinsus marinus ATCC 50983, 1953 nucleotides. RefSeq lists its product as hypothetical. The transcript has 18 exons. The record is from RefSeq and is a predicted model, not a curated record. NCBI's taxonomy places the organism in Eukaryota, Perkinsozoa, Perkinsida, Perkinsidae. Bases 10 to 1944 code for a protein of 644 amino acids.